GCUCCGCGGCUCCCCGCCCCCGGCCCGCCCCUCCGCGGCGCCAUUUUGCAGGCGGCUGUCGCGGGGACCGGAGGCGGCGGCGGGCACUGCGGCGCCGAGGCGCGGCGGCAGGACGGGAGCCCAGCGAGCUGCAGCCAGCUAGGUCUUGACUCUGACAACCGGGAUCCUCCUGUGGUUUCGAGCUUGGACUUCAGCACCGGGAAAUGUAGCUCAGCGGCUUGUAACGGAAAGCAUAUGGACAGGUUCACGUCACGGCAUUUAGGGUCAAGAUGCUGAGAAGUGACAUUGCCGGAUCAUAGUGCACACACCUCUUCAACCUGCUAGCUGCCACCAAAUUGUUUUGCCCAGUGUUUGAACCAAUUUACAUUUCUGGCAAGAGAGUGGGAAAAUUCCUGUUUAUCCACAGUCUUCCCAACAGUUGGCCUUGAAUAAGAUUUGAGAAUGCUUGUUCCAUUACGAAAAACGGAAGUGCAGAAACCACAGAGGUGCUAGAGAUGGCACUUGUGGGGCUCAUCUCUGCCUGAGAAUUGGGUGCUCCUGGCACUGGAAGAGCCAGCUCAGAUCCUGGGCUCCUUGCUUGAACAAGCCUUCUCUUCCAGCCGCUCCAGUCCAACGGCCAAACUACUCAUUUUCUCUUAAUGAUGGGUAUUGGUAAGAACACUACGUCCAAAUCCAUGGAGGCUGGAAGUUCAACUGAAGGCAAAUACGAAGAUGAAGCGAAGCAUCCCGCUUUCUUUACUCUUCCGGUGGUGAUAAAUGGAGGCGCCACGUCCAGCGGUGAACAGGACAAUGAAGACACCGAGCUCAUGGCAAUCUACACCACAGAAAACGGCAUCGCAGAAAAGAGCUCUCUCGCCGAGACCUUGGAUAGCACCGGCAGUCUAGACCCCCAGAGAUCGGACAUGAUUUACACCAUAGAAGACGUCCCCCCCUGGUACCUGUGCAUAUUUCUGGGGUUGCAGCACUACCUGACCUGCUUCAGUGGCACCAUCGCUGUGCCCUUUCUGCUGGCGGAUGCCAUGUGCGUGGGGUACGACCAGUGGGCCACCAGCCAGCUCAUCGGGACCAUUUUCUUCUGUGUGGGAAUCACGACUUUGCUGCAGACAACGUUUGGAUGCAGGUUACCCCUGUUUCAGGCCAGUGCUUUUGCAUUUCUGGCCCCUGCUCGAGCCAUCCUGUCUUUAGAUAAAUGGAAAUGUAACACCACAGAUGUUUCAGUGUCCAAUGGAACAACAGAGCUGUUGCACACAGAGCACAUCUGGUAUCCCCGGAUACGUGAGAUCCAAGGUGCCAUCAUCAUGUCCUCGCUGAUAGAAGUGGUCAUCGGCCUCCUGGGCCUGCCCGGGGCUCUGCUGAAAUACAUCGGGCCCCUGACCAUCACGCCCACGGUGGCCCUCAUCGGGCUGUCUGGGUUCCAGGCGGCAGGAGAGAGAGCGGGGAAGCACUGGGGCAUCGCCAUGCUGACAAUUUUCCUAGUAUUACUGUUUUCCCAGUAUGCCAGGAACGUGAAGUUUCCUCUCCCAAUUUACAAAUCCAAGAAAGGAUGGACUGCAUACAAGUUACAGCUUUUCAAAAUGUUCCCUAUCAUCCUGGCCAUCCUCGUGUCCUGGCUGCUGUGCUUCAUCUUCACAGUGACAGAUGUCUUCCCUCCUGACAGCACAAAGUAUGGCUUCUACGCUCGAACGGAUGCCAGGCAGGGCGUGCUUCUGGUAGCCCCGUGGUUUAAGGUCCCGUACCCGUUUCAGUGGGGACUGCCCACCGUCUCCGCGGCUGGUGUCAUUGGCAUGCUCAGCGCUGUCGUUGCCAGUAUUAUCGAGUCUAUUGGGGACUAUUACGCCUGUGCAAGGCUGUCCUGUGCCCCGCCACCUCCCAUCCAUGCGAUAAACAGGGGGAUUUUCGUGGAGGGUCUCUCCUGUGUUCUCGAUGGCAUAUUUGGUACUGGGAAUGGCUCUACUUCGUCCAGUCCCAACAUUGGAGUUUUGGGAAUUACUAAGGUCGGCAGUCGGCGGGUGAUUCAGUACGGUGCGGCCCUCAUGCUGGCUCUUGGCAUGAUCGGGAAGUUCAGCGCCCUCUUCGCCUCCCUCCCGGAUCCGGUGCUUGGCGCCCUCUUCUGUACUCUCUUCGGAAUGAUCACAGCUGUUGGGCUCUCCAACCUGCAGUUUAUCGACUUAAAUUCUUCCCGGAACCUCUUUGUCCUGGGAUUUUCAAUCUUCUUUGGGCUCGUCCUUCCAAGUUACCUCAGGCAGAAUCCUCUCGUCACAGGCAUAACGGGGAUCGAUCAGGUGUUGAACGUUCUUCUCACAACUGCUAUGUUUGUAGGAGGCUGCGUGGCUUUUAUUUUGGAUAACACCAUCCCAGGUACUCCGGAGGAAAGAGGAAUCCGGAAGUGGAAGAAGGGCGUGGGCAAAGGGAGCAAGUCGCUCGAUGGCAUGGAAUCCUACGAUCUGCCGUUCGGCAUGAACAUUAUUAAAAAAUACAGAUGCUUUGGCUACUUACCCAUCAGCCCAACCUUUGCGGGCUACACGUGGAAAGGCCUCAGGAAGAAUGCCACCAGCCGGAGUUCAGACGAGGACUCGCAGGCCACGGUAUAGCUGUAGCUCACCCUGUGGCCCGGCCGCAGUGAGGCAUGAAUCUGUAGUUCCUUGCUGAGUAACAAGCAGUAACCUGUAUGUUUGUAUAUCUGCAUUUACAUUCUGCACCCAGAGCUAAGACGAUUACAAAUAGCUUUUUUUGUUGUGGGUGGUGAUCGUGUCUAAUAUUGUGUCUCACCUGUCUCCUUAUUUAAGCCCUACCCCUUGCCUUUGAGAGCAUCCAUUGAACUUGAAGUUCCUGUCCUCCUGUGGGAGUGGGUGUUUAAAUCCACAGCGGUUCCUUGGUUUCGGUCUCCUUCUACCACCCUGGGCUAGCUUUCCUACAAGCUGCCUCUGGGGUGCAGGGGCUUUUCUGUUCCAGAAGCACCUGGACCCGCUUCUAUUUUAUUUGACCUCAGCCUGCACCCGCAUAGACCCCCUCUGCUCAAGGGGCACCAGUAUCCUCGCACUGUCACAUCUGACUGGUCAGAUGUGAUUCUGUGUCCCCUGAUGCUCCUGUAGCAGCAAACUAUUGACCUGAUUGAAAACAGUCAACAUGGUUACCUUAUACCCAUAUCUGUGUGUGGGUAAGGUCUGUACAGGUGUUAAUUAGAAUUGAAAUCUGUUUGGGGGAUUGGAGGGGAAAGGAAAGGACCUUGAAGUCAAUAUCUGAUUCUCAACUGCUCUUCCUUGGUGCCACCCUGGCCCGGGAUGGGCCAGCACAUUUCAUACUGGCCUCUUUUUCACUAUAAUUGAGACACUCUAUCUGACAUUUUAUCACUCUAGGCUGGUGUGAUGGGUAUAGAGUGCCACACAGGGGCACUAAGCAAAUGUUUAUGGGAGUCUUGACUCUGCCGUCAUGUGGAUGUCAGUUCUUGUUGCGCGUAUCUAUAAAUUACAAGAUUUUAUUCCUAUUUAAUGUUAUUGACUAUAACAGGUUUUUGAAAUCAGUGUUUUUCCAUGUGACCCUCUUUCCUUGCAUCCCUAUUACUUGUCCCCCACCCCUCACUUCCCAUUAAGAAAAGAACCAGCAUUUAUAAAGCUGUGGAUACCAUCAGGGAAGCUUGUCGUCAAGGCUUUUGAAGGCCAGUAACCAUUAUUGUGGUUGUGUUUUGUAUUGCUUGAUACCAUGAAAGUGUAAAUACUGUAAUGCCUAAUCUAUUUAUCAAAACUGACUACUGGACCAGAGCCCAGAAACCGUGGGUUAAGUUACACGUGAAUUUGUUUUGUGAAGAAGGGAAGCUGAGGCAGGUAAUCAACAGAGCCGCCAUAUUGAAUGGUUGGACAUCCUGGUAAAUUCAUCCCUGUAGUUCUGUUGCAAGUCAUUUCUGGCAGUUAAGGCUUAAGGAGACUUUCUGUGAGUUACCAUGUGGAAUGUCCACUGGAUUUUGAUUUUGCAGGGGGGGAAAUUAGACUGGCUAAAUGCUGCCUUUCUUGUUUUAAGUUAUUGCAGAAGAUGGUAAGAAAAGCAGUAGGCAGGGCCCCUUCUGUUGAUUUCUCAUUAAUAACACUAAAUCUUUUCUGGAAAAGUUACUUCUGUGGAAUUUGGUUUGAAAAUUUUCAGCCACAGGAAACCCUGAAACACAAGGUAGCAACCUCGCUGCGUGAGGUUGUGCUUCCUAGGUCGUUUGUUAACCUGGUUGAGCCUUAGACAGCCCAUGGGUGUUCUUGUCUCUGACAGCAGGGCAUGGUUCUCAGCAGCUCUGUGUCCACAGGGCCCGUUUCCUGCCCCCAUAGCUGGUUCUCCUCCACCUCGUUCUGAUGUCUUUGGCAGCAUUGUUGUACCACUAUAGCCUCCUCGAUUCCUGGGAAGUUUGGGGCUUCAAGGCGUAUUCUGGCAAGAAUAGUUCAGAGCCACUGUACCAUUUUGCCAAGAUCUUAUUGCAGAUUAAGUAAAAAAAAAAAAACAAAAAACAAAAAAAUGAGAUUCUAAAUUACAUUUAAUUUUGUAUGUUUUUUAAAAGUGUAUCUGGUGCAUAGUUAACUGUAGAAGCACACUGGUCAAUGGUUUUCAUCUCUUUAACUUGGUUAACUAACACUCAAUGCCGACAGCCGUCCUGUACUGAGUUGCUCUCAGUUUCCUUCUGUUUGUGUUUUUGCUCAGCAUCUCUAAUUUCUCUGCUCUAAAUAGUGGGGAAACUGUUAAACAGGCCAGAGAUUUGCAGUAUUCUAGUUCUCUAGAUGAGCAGAAGGACCAAAUAUCAAAUAAAAGCAUCUGAACCAUUGGGUAAUUUAACUUUCAGCGUAACCUGAUGGGGCAUCUUCCCUCCAAGUGAGUGACACUUAGGAUAUGUGCUUCAAACAUCCAGAAACCCACUCCCUUCUGAAACCCCUCCUUGGGCCGGGUUUUAUUGGGAGCUUCCAAAUCUGCUGGUCUGGGGGAUGUCUUCUGCAAGCAUUUAAAUGUGGAGGGAAGCCCUGUAUCCAUACCGAAUGUUAGAGAUGAUGGAUUGUGCUCUUUUUGUUUCGUUGGGGCCAACUUUAGAUUCUCUAAGGCAGGGGGAAGGGGACAGGAGGUGGGGAGGAAAGAGGGCAGCCCAACUAAAGGUCCUAUUGAGUCUGGUGCUUUCUGCACUCACUUUCACUUGAGUGAGUGGAGUCUCCUGAUAAUGAACAGAUCCUGCAUGUGCAGCACACACAACCAUGAUCGAAAGUGGUCCUCCUGCCGGCAAAUAUGCUACAGAAUGAGUCUGUAAUUAAAAGAGAAAUGUAUUCGUCUGCUCCUUAGGUUCAAGCACACACUGAAAGGGAGGUUUUGAGGGACGAAGGGGCCAUGUGCAUUUACAUUAUUGGCCUGCAUUUCUGGGGCCGCAUAUCCACCACACUUUGGCCAAUAGAACGUUUUUAAAUGUUUUGGAUGUAAGUGUUCUUGGACAGGGCAUUCAGCCUCCAGUUUCCAUAGUGACUACACCUACCCACCGUCUUUACAUUGACCCUGGCCAUCUCAAUGUAAGAAGUAGAAAGUAUUUAUUUAGAAGGACAGUAGAUACUGUCCCAUCGAGGUGGGUGGCAAGGGAGAGCCCACCACUGGUUUUAAUAAAAACUAUCUAACGUGGUUCAUAGAGUAAUGGGGAAUGGCUCCAGUCUUUGUCUCAUUAGGGAAUUAAACUUAGAUUCUUUCAUACAGACUCUUUCUUAAGAGGGUUUCAGAUGUCGUAGUUUCUCGUGAUUGAUGGAGGUAAGAGAAGUGGCUUAACCAGGCCAGUUGGAAUGAGGCAUCGUGUGUCCUGGUGGUUUCCCGUUUUCAUGGUAACAAAUUCACACACCGGAUUUGCUUUAUACUGUAGAAUACUGACUUUCAUGAUGACGACUUGGUUUAUGCAUGAAUACUGCAGUAUUUCCAUAUAGUAAAGUAACAUUUCUACCCAGGAUAAUAGUCAGUUCUCCAGGGAGGGAAUGAUAUAAUUUUCAUGACAAUGUCAUGUGAUAAUAGAAUUUCUCCAUUGAUGAAUCUCUAGUAUGUGUGUAUACUUUAUUUAACCAUGCGUAUAUUUUAUCACCAUGAGCUAAAGUAAUUCUUUCAUUCACGGCCCUGCUGAAGGAUUGGUACUGGCAACUUAGACUUACGAGUUGGCAACUAUAAUCAUCCAGAAUACUGAUGCCACGAGAGUGGCCAGGCCAGGUAGAAGGUGAAUAAGGAGCUGUGGCAGAAGCCUCAUUCCAGAACCUGCCUGGCAGUGAGCGGCAGCGUUGCGUGGGCGCUGUGCUUGGGACGUGCACACGCAGCCACACCCCCCGGGCACCGUGGCUGUGCACUCACUGCACGCGGGCCUGAGGCUUCUGGGGGGCGCCCCUUCUCAGGGGAGCCCCCCUGGGCCUCAGAGAAGGGCCCCGGGUUUCCACAUGCCAUACGUGUUGCGCUCUGUCCCCUUAUGAUUUGGACACAAACAGGACGUUUCCCACCCGCCACUUCACCUGCAGUCACCUCCUGAGUAGCUUGAGAAGACCGCCCGUUGUCGCGGACAUUCGGCUUCUCCCUGUGGAUGCGGAAAGCACGUUAGCGCUGGGCACCCCUUUUCAGCAGCCUCACACACAUUCCUGCCCUUCUAGGUUGUUCUUGACUGUGCCUGGUCCUCCUCCGCAGAAGGAACACCCGGCGUCCUUAGACUCACUGCGCUCGUUUCCCGGCACUUAGGGCACCCUCACCAGUGUCUCCGUCUCACUGACAGUUCAAGUUAAUACCCUUUUUUGUUCGUUGGUAACAACCUCUGUUUGACACAUUAAUAAAUUUCUGACUGUUCUUAAAGCAGUGGGGAUGCCUAUAUUUUCCUUGCGUUUUUGUGACUGACUUUGGCUAUAUACCUUUCUGGGGUUUUGUUUGUUUUUUAUUUUUAUUUUGCAUACCGAGGGUAUCUGGGGGUGGGGUUGUUUUUUGAGAUGUGUAAUUCUUUUAUGGAGUUUUUAAAAAAGAAUUUUCAUAUUGUUUUUCUAACAUGGCUUCAUUAAACGUUUAAGUAUUUUAAAAAUAUGUAAUAUUUGGACCAGAUGUUGUGAAUAAUAGUAGAGAUAAAGCUAUUUUAUUCUGUAUUUUUAAAACUGUUCCGUACAAAUAAAAGCUCUCCUGGACGCAGUUCCUGUAAA
Molecule: messenger RNA, 7151 nt
Organism: Felis catus (domestic cat)
Lineage: Eukaryota; Metazoa; Chordata; Mammalia; Carnivora; Felidae
Gene: SLC23A2
Product: solute carrier family 23 member 2
Exons: 19
Coding region: 639-2591 (650 amino acids)
Biological process (GO): transmembrane transport; L-ascorbic acid metabolic process
Cellular component (GO): membrane
Molecular function (GO): transmembrane transporter activity
Source: RefSeq, a predicted model, not a curated record